AAUCAGUCAACAUAAUCACCGCGACUUUAUCCAAACCGUAGCACACUCAAGAUUGUGAUUUUGCCAAUUAAUUUUAGAGGAAAUACAUCAUCUCAACCAUGACAAAAAUCGAAGCAUCUCUGUUGGAAGUCUUAAAUGGCGGAGAACCUGCCAAAAUAUUGAUUGCCAUGAGCGACAGUCUGGAAACGUUACACGAAGAUUUACAGUCCCGCGAAUACGCUGACCGUGAGGAGCAGCUCACGACUAUGCAAAAGGAAGUGCAAGCAUUUUCAGAAAAGUCACAAGCCGCCGUAAUUGCACUCUUGGAGAAGGAAAAGGGUCGAGUUUCCGUUACUUGGGAAACAAUGUUUAUGGUCAAUCAGAUUAUCGUAAACGGAGCUGAUCUAAAAUUGGCUGAAGAUAUUGCUGCCAUUGAAAAUGUUGCUAGUAUUACUGGUGAAAAGUUCGUUGAAUUAUUGGAGUAAUGAUUGUCGUUUUGUUUCACUUAAUAUAAUUUGUGUAAAACGUUUGAAAAUUAAAAUAUUACGUUGAA
Molecule: messenger RNA, 532 nt
Organism: Bradysia coprophila
Lineage: Eukaryota; Metazoa; Arthropoda; Insecta; Diptera; Sciaridae
Source: RefSeq, a predicted model, not a curated record